AUGUCCCACGCAUAUGAUUCUGAUGAUGGCGGCCGCUCUCCUGGUCUGGAGCCUUCAAAACCCGACUAUGGACUUGUUGAUGAGCAGCCGCCUCCGUUCGUCAGGAAUGAUAAGGGAACGUCGCCAGACAGUUCCCGUAAGAACCAGCCGAAUCACUUUGAACCCGGUUUUAGCCAUGGCAGUGCCGUGCUGAUAGGUCAAUUAGACGGAAAUCGACCCGAUAUUAGAGACUAUGAGAUCCAUAACCCAUUCAAACGGGAGAUCACGCCAGAGGAGGGGUUCAAUCCGCAGAAGAUUAUUGCUAAGAAUGCAUUGCAAUUGUUGCAAAAUGAACCGCCAGCGCCCAAGGAAAUUGCACCCAAGUAUGAUUUCCACCAGCAAGACAAUCAAAUCCGAGACAUCAAAAGUGAGCAAGGAAUACCUCCACAACUUCCGCCGCCAGUACCAUCAAUAGUCGGCCCUACAAGAACACCACUCGAACUGAAAGCCUACUCCAUGUUACAACCUUCGGAGGCUCCGAGACACGAUUUACUUCCCGCUAUUCAUCAACCACCUUCAGCGCUUCCGAAGUCACCGGAGAAUCAACCAAGCCUACCGCCUCUGCAAUCCGCUUUGGGUGAACUCCCGAGUGUCCCAGCAAAGGAACCUCGGGUCAAUGCCAGUGGUGCACCUUCUUACUCGCUUCAUCCGGUCACAAAUGGCCCGCCUCCACGGGUAGAUGUGUCGCGUGAACAUCAGCUUCCGGGGCCUCCUCAAGUUCCUCUUAGUCCUUAUUCACAUUGGUCGCCCGCAAGCUCCAAAGAUAUAUCGACAGUACCUUCGCCUGUGUCGCAUCCACCCUGCCCAAGGCCUCCUCCGCACAAGUCCAACAUACAUUAUGUGACUUCACCUUAUGAUGUACCAACACACUCUGCGAAGAGCCCAGUAACAUGUUACCCAACGCCCACAGACCCACCUACUGUUGGGUCAUAUGACAGGCCGUACAGUGAUGCGAAUACGCCUUUGAAUGGGGUCGCUACUGGCAGUUUUAAGUGUCACCAUCCUGGAUGCAACGCCCUUCCUUUUCAAACUCAGUAUCUGCUGAAUUCUCAUGCGAACGUACAUUCGCAAGACCGUCCCCACUAUUGCCCAGUUGAGGGAUGUGUCAGGGGCCCUGGUGGUAAAGGGUUCAAACGCAAGAAUGAAAUGAUUCGGCACGGGCUAGUGCAUAACUCCCCUGGGUAUAUAUGCCCAUUCUGUCCGGAUCAGCAGCGCAAGUAUCCACGACCUGAUAAUCUCCAAAGACACGUCCGAGUUCACCAUGUUGAUAAGGACAAAGAUGACUCCGAAUUAAGACGGGUCUUAAUGCAACGACCCGAAGGCAGCGGCCGAGGACGUCGUCGUCGGGCAAAUAAUUAA
Molecule: messenger RNA, 1398 nt
Organism: Aspergillus glaucus CBS 516.65
Lineage: Eukaryota; Fungi; Ascomycota; Eurotiomycetes; Eurotiales; Aspergillaceae
Exons: 3
Coding region: 1-1398 (465 amino acids)
Biological process (GO): regulation of transcription by RNA polymerase II
Cellular component (GO): nucleus
Source: RefSeq, a predicted model, not a curated record